AUGGGAAGAAGAAACAAAGCAGCCCGAGCUCUAAACCUGUGCAUGUUUGUUUUUUGGCUCAGCACAGUGCACUGCCGCCCUGCGAGCUUCUACAAAGACUAUACCUCAGAAAGACAGGGAGGGCCUCCCUCAGAUCUCAUAAACAUAAACCCAGACGACUUUAUCGCGAAGAAGCAGACAGCGCCUGCGAUGGAGAACGAAGACUCCUUCCUGGACGUCUUUGAGAGGAUAAUGCACAGGUUCCCGUCUUUCAAGUCUCGGUUCGUGAUGCGCUUCCAGAAGUACAUGGAUGCAGGCAAUCCUGACAACACAAGCAACCCGUCUGUGUACUUCAAGCUUGGGCCAGGGAAUGUGCCAGAGCCCAACGAUAUUCUCAAAAGGUUCCAGGCCCUUGCGAACGCAUCGAGCAUGCUGAAGGAAGAGUUUCGCAGCCUCAUAUGGCAGCUCGAGAUGUAUGCAGACAAGAUGUUCUUAAGCGAGAAAGCCCUGAUCCAAAAAGCCAACGGAUACAUAUCAGACCUCGAGGACCUAUUUAACCAGAACAAAGUCGAAACAGAUCCUCUUGUAAGCGCGAACAUUGUUGUCAGGUUCAGACAGAAAGAGCAGGAGGCAAUGAAGUUCAUAGAGGCCAUUCGAUCCGUGCGAAAGUGGGAGACUGAAAUAAACUCAAAGCUCUCCCACUGGACAUCGCACAAGAACAUCCUGCACACGAUGUAG
Messenger RNA from Nematocida minor, 717 nucleotides. RefSeq lists its product as uncharacterized. Bases 1 to 717 code for a protein of 238 amino acids. The record is from RefSeq and is a predicted model, not a curated record. NCBI's taxonomy places the organism in Eukaryota, Fungi, Microsporidia. The transcript has a single exon.